AUGGAUACGAACGGGCUUUCCAGUAACUGGAAGAAACUACAGGCCACACUCAAAAAAGGAAGCUCCUCGACCUCGACCUCGACCUUGUCACAGGCGAGGAAACGCAAAGCCUCGGACCACGACCCUGGACAUGGAAAAGUGAAGAAACAAAAGCCCGAGAAGGAACAUACGAAGACAAGAGAUACAGAGACACCAUAUAGACGGAAGAGGAUGUCUGACGGAGCUCAAAUUGUGGCGAAAACCGCCAACACAGACUUGACCAAGUCUGCUUUACGGAGGAAAUCCAGCGCCGGAGUCUCUGCGCAAACCGAGACAGGAUCGCGCAAUGGAAAAGUUAAUGAGGGUCGCUCUCCGACUGCCGAGAUAGGGAAAUACGUUGCCAUGGAUUGCGAGAUGGUAGGCGUCGGACCAAACCCAGACAACGACUCGGUACUUGCCCGAGUCAGUAUCGUCAACUUCAAUGGCGACCAAGUCUACGAUUCAUACGUGCGGCCCAAAGAAAUGGUGACAGACUGGAGGACGCACGUCAGCGGCAUUGCCCCCAAGCACAUGGUGGAGGCACGAACUCUCGAACAAGCCCAGAAAGAAGUUGCCGAAAUUAUGGACGGCCGCAUUCUCGUCGGUCACGCCGUGAGCAAUGAUCUCGACGCUUUACUUCUCGGUCACCCCAAACGGGACAUCAGAGACACCAGCAAACACCCGGAAUAUAGGAAGAUUGCCGGCGGCGGCUCACCGCGACUGAAGGUGCUUGCUGAGCACUUCCUCGGGCUUAAGAUUCAGGAAGGCGCACAUUCCAGUGUGGAAGAUGCGCGGGCGACGAUGGCUCUGUAUCGACGUGAGAAAGAUUCCUUUGAGCGUGAGCACCUGAAGAAGUGGCCGAUCAGGAAUGCCCCCGAACCUAAAGAAACGGGAGAUGCUCCGAAGAAAAAGAAUAAGAAGAAGAAGAAGAAGUCUGGCAAGAAAUGA
Molecule: messenger RNA, 966 nt
Organism: Penicillium cinerascens
Lineage: Eukaryota; Fungi; Ascomycota; Eurotiomycetes; Eurotiales; Aspergillaceae
Gene: rex4
Product: putative 3'-5' exonuclease
Exons: 2
Coding region: 1-966 (321 amino acids)
Biological process (GO): rRNA processing; ribosomal large subunit assembly
Cellular component (GO): nucleus
Molecular function (GO): nucleic acid binding; 3'-5' exonuclease activity
Source: RefSeq, a predicted model, not a curated record